Messenger RNA from Myxocyprinus asiaticus (Chinese sucker), 2370 nucleotides. Its product is annotated as NFU1 iron-sulfur cluster scaffold homolog, mitochondrial-like. The record is from RefSeq and is a predicted model, not a curated record. Gene Ontology annotation, molecular function: iron ion binding; iron-sulfur cluster binding. NCBI's taxonomy places the organism in Eukaryota, Metazoa, Chordata, Actinopteri, Cypriniformes, Catostomidae. The coding region runs from base 18 to 638 and encodes 206 amino acids. Gene Ontology annotation, cellular component: mitochondrion. The transcript has 7 exons. Gene Ontology annotation, biological process: iron-sulfur cluster assembly.
UACAUGCCCUCACAAGUAUGGCCGCCUACAGGAGCGCUGGGGUUGGAAGGAGUUUAGCUGCUCUUUUAACAAGGUCGCAUCCUGUAUGCAGUUAUCAUGGAACAGGGCUAAGCGGACAUCCCCUUAACACAGUCGGCAGAACUGCCUUGCCACAGCAAGCAACCACAAUGUUUAUCAGAAGCAUGUUUAUUCAGACUCAAGACACUCCAAACCCAAAUAGUCUGAAGUUUCUCCCUGGUCGCAUGGUGCUGGAAUCAGGGACCAUGGACUUUGCUGGACCCAGAGAUGCUUAUUGUUCACCUUUGGCAAGGCAUUUGUUCAGAAUUGAUGGAGUCAAGAGUGUUUUCCUGGGCCCUGACUUCAUAACCAUUACCAAGGCUAAUGGAGACACGGAGUGGAAGGUGAUCAAACCAGAUGUCUUCGCCACCAUUAUGGACUUCUUCACCUCUGGACUCCCUGUUGUCAAUGAGGCAGAUGCUCCACGUGCAGACACAGCUCCUUCGGAAGAUGAUGACGAGGUGGUUGCCAUGAUUAAGGAAUUGUUGGACACACGCAUAAGAUUCCACAAACGAUCAGAGGAAGGUGUUGUUGUGUACACUCUGUGGGGUUUUGAAGUAAGUUUAGAGCAUCAGAAAUAGUUCCUUGCGUGAAUUGCCAUGUGAAUAUUUAGCAUUAUGUCAAGGUAAAAUGGUAUUUAUUGCCAUUAGAUGCACCUGUUAUCAGUCGCAAUUAUAUUUUAUAGUUCUAUAAAGAAACUCCACAUUAGAUUUUUUAACCCUAACCCUAUUAGUUCAAAGAUGUGCUGCAAAAAUCUUAAGAAUUUUUGUAUUUUUUUUCCUGUAAAAAAAUCUAAUAAAUCCUUAAUAUAAAUUUACUUGAAGCUACACUGCAUAAGAUAUUUAGGCUUUUUCAGAGCAAGUGUAUUUUGUUUAACUGUACUGGAUUUUUUCCAUGUUUUUUGCUUGUUUAUAGUCCCAAACGUAUAGUCCAAAGUAUUUAGAUGACAUUACUGACGAUGAAUAAUAUAACGGAAUACGUUACAAAUUACAUUUUACAGCAUGUAUUCUGUAAUCUGUAGUGAAAUACUUUUUAAAAAGUAACCUUCCCAACCCUGGUGGGGACUAGUUCUUUCAAAUAUUCAAACUCUCACUUAGACCCACUUAGGGAAACGUUUAAUGUUACUUGAAUUGGUGCUAUUUUAGUGCAUUUCUAUCUUCAUACUGUGGAAGGCUUUGUUUUGAAAAUGUUUAUAAAGCAUUAUAUUGUUACAUAUUGAUUUGUUUUCUUUGCCAAGAGGGAAAUAAUGCAUUUUGAAAAGAAAAUAAGUAUAUAGUGUCAAAUUUCAGCACUUUCAAAAUCUGUGAUUAACUACAAAAAAUGAUGCGACUGAUCGCGAUUAAAAAUUUAAAUCAACUGGCAGCACUACUUGAUACUCAUGCCUGCAUGCUUUGGAGAGAGAGCAUACCUUUAUACUUUAUUUGCAAGUUUAAUUAGUUCUUAUGUACAAUUAUUAUUAUUAUUUUAUUUUUGGAGAGGCUUUUAGACAAUUUUUUAUUGUUUAACUUUUGAUUGCUUUGUCAUAUCAACACAAAAUUGUACUCAGUUACAGGUGACAUGAUUUGGAACCAAACAAAAGCAGUUAUUUGGAGCCACCUAAUUUACACCCUGAGAUAUAUAAUGUAAAAUCAGCAAAAUAAUAAGAAACAAAAAGUAAAUUUUUGCCUCAAGUUGUUUUGUGAUUUUUCAGCAGUUUCUUAGGCGGGAGUCUCAUACUCUUUUGAAAAGUUUUCUUUAAAAUGAUACCAAACAAUUGACCCUCUUUGGGUUUUUUUGCAGCGUUAUAAGCCUUUAAUUUUGGGCAUGCCACUGAAACAGGAAAUCUUUAAAAACACCUUCAGAGCUUAAAGGGUUAAUGUCUGAUUUGUGAAUGAGUUGGUCCUGUUCACAACACCAGCCUGAAUGAUUCUUAGAUUUGGUCACAGUGGUUAACAGCUCACUGAAAGGGAAGAUUAUCAGUGAAUUAUUAAGAUAUCGUAUGGUUUAAGAAGACUGUUUAAGGCGCACAAGUCGUGUGGGCUGUUUUUAUGAUACAUUUAUGGUGCUUUUGCAUGCUUAUUGAAAGCUUGAAAGUCUCAGCCACAUGGGGGCCAAUUACUUGGAAAAGACUGACCAGUACAAUUCUUAUGUGUUCAGUGUAACUAUUAAAGUCAUACAAGUUUGGAACAAUGUGACAUGAGGGUGAGUAAAUGAUGACUAUUAGAUAAAAAAAAAAAAAGUCUACAUAUGCAGCUCACUGGUUUUGGAACAGAGUGAUAGUUUUCAUGAUUUGACUUAAGAAAGGCUGCAACUUUCCUGUAUUUUCCUCUCUCC